UGCUGUUUUAGUUGGUAUCUUUGAGUGGUAUUCAAUGGUAUCGUUUCCUUUUCCGGUCUAGUUAAGCAUUCGGAGGUUAUAAAAGUUAUUAAAAGAUGCAGAAACAAAAGAAAGAACCACUUCCCUCAGUUCAAGUUUUUGGAAGAAAGAAAUCAGCUACAGCUGUGGCUUACUGUAGACGAGGGAAAGGAAAUCUAAGAGUCAAUGGACGUCCUUUGGAAAGAGUUGAACCAUUAAUGCUUCAAGAUAAACUCCAAGAACCAAUUUUGCUUUUAGGGAAGGUAAGCUAACUUGUUAACAAUUAAUCUU
This is a messenger RNA of Agrilus planipennis (emerald ash borer), 309 nucleotides long. RefSeq names its product 40S ribosomal protein S16-like. The record is from RefSeq and is a predicted model, not a curated record. The coding region runs from base 96 to 290 and encodes 64 amino acids. Gene Ontology annotation, biological process: translation; maturation of SSU-rRNA from tricistronic rRNA transcript (SSU-rRNA, 5.8S rRNA, LSU-rRNA). The transcript has 3 exons. Lineage: Eukaryota; Metazoa; Arthropoda; Insecta; Coleoptera; Buprestidae. Gene Ontology annotation, molecular function: RNA binding; structural constituent of ribosome. Gene Ontology annotation, cellular component: ribosome; cytosolic small ribosomal subunit.